CACCAGCUCCAAUUCAACCAAGUCGCAACUACUUGACACCGCCCCCCUCUUCCCAUAAAAAGCCAGACACUCCCUCUUCUGAGUCUGAAGGGAAGAAACCAGGCACUAAACCACAUCAGGGUCGCCGCCCCACCAACACCACCUUACUGACUAAGGAGCAAUUCCUGAAAAGAAUGACCCAGAAUAUCUCAUCCAAACUGUCCCCAUACAACGGGACCCUCCUUGAGCGGCUCGAGAGCUACCUCCGGGCCACCAAUUUCCCUCUCCGAGGCAACCAGACGAUCCAGAGCGUGGCCAGGGACAUCUACCUCUACCUCAAACGGAUGAAGCCCAUCGAAUUUCAAGAGAAGGUUGAAGAACGUCUUGUCCAAGAAACCAGCAACUUGUCUCUGAAAAGGGAAUUCCCAAUAACCGAAGCAGAUGGUGUCUACUCAGAUGGAUACCUCCGUCCGGACCAUGCCAAGCCAGCGGUGGUGACCAGCUCCCCAGACCACAUUGAGGUGUCUUUGGACAGCGUGAGGGGCAUUUCUGACCAUGUGGUCAUCCGCUACCGAAACAUGGUGACUGGAGAAAGAAAGGAGUUAAUAGUCCCUGGAGAUGCUUCCACAGCAACCAUCACCGGAUUGUCACCUGGAACAACCUACUUGAUGGAAAUUCAUGGUGUCAUGAAGGGACAUUCCUCUAAGUCCUACUCCUUUAUAACUGCCACAGCUCCAAGUUCACCAACAAAUGACAAGAUCCAAACGAUCGUCACACUCCAUGCAACUCCCGAAGGUCCACUGAAGAACCUACAAGUGACCGAACUCUCUCCAAACCAGCUCCGUGUGACAUGGUCAGCCCCACCCAAUUUCUUCCAUAAGUUUUUCCUCUACUAUAGGGAUCCCAGAUCUGGGGCACCUCCCAAAAAAAUCAGCAUUCCAGGGACAGAGAGAAGUGUCGACUUAACGGAUUUGCACCCUGGGACGGAGUAUGAAAUGGAGUUGCAUGGAGAGAGACCUGGUGGAAGCUACAGCACCCCCUUCUCAACAAAAAUAAUUACAGAAUCCGAUAGCACAGGAAAAGCUCCUCCUAUUUUUAAAGACAUUUCUGCCACUGUGACCAGCAAUUCUGCCCACUUGUCCUGGACAGUCUCCUCUGGGAACUUUGAUUCCUUUUUAAUCCAAUACAAGGAUGCCGAGGGAAGACUCCAAGAGCUUUUCACUGAGGGAGAUUCCCAUGAAAUCACUAUCCCCAAUCUGGCUCCUUCCCACAGAUAUACAAUAGAUCUCUAUGGCAUCUCCAGCCAGGGACGUCUGGGUCCUGCCUCUAUAACUUUCAUCACAGGAUCAGAGGAGGAUGUGUCCGUCCACAAAACUGUCCUCAGGGAUCUGGCCGUAUCAGAGGUGACCAGCAACUCUGCCCAUCUUACAUGGAGUGUCCCUUCAGGCCGAUUCAAUUCCUUUUCGCUCCAGUAUCAAGACUCAGAAGGCAACGAUCAAGAGUUGCAUGUGGACGGCGAUUCCCGCGAAGUCAUUAUUCCCAAUUUGGUUCCCUCCCAAAGAUACAGAUUCAACCUCUACGGCAUUUUGGGGACACAGCGCCUUGGGCCUCUCUUUGCAGAUGCUGUGACAGCCACCACAGAGGAGACCAUUUCUAUCCAACCCAGCCUGGGGGAGUUCUCUAUCCUGGAUGUCACAAGCAAUUCUGUCCAUCUCUACUGGACCGUCCCCACAGGAAACUUCGACUCCUUCCUCGUUCAGUACAAGGAUGCAGAUGGCCAACCCCAAGCCCUGCCUGUGGAGGGAGACUUCAAUGAAGUCAUAGUGACCAACCUGGUUCCUUCGCGUAGAUACAAGUUCAACCUUUAUGGAAUCUCUGGGCGUAAACGCUCCAGCCCACUCUCCACCGAUGCCACCACAGCCCAUCCUAGAGAUGCAAGGCAGCCAAUUACUGUCCAGCCCAGCCUGGGGAACGUCUCAGUUGUGGAUGUCACAAGCACUUCUCUCCGUCUCCAUUGGACCGUCUCCACCGGGAACUUUGACUCCUUCUUGAUCCAGUACAAGGAUGCAGAGGGACAACCCCAAGCGUUGCCUGUAGAGGGAGACUCCCGCGAAGUCACUGUGACCAAUCUGGCUCCUUCACACAGAUACAAGUUCAACCUCUAUGGAAUCUCUGGGCACAAACGCUCCACCCCUCUCUCCACUGAUGCCACCACAGCUCAAACCCCAGAGGAGCCAAUUCCUGUCCAACCCGGUCUAGGGGAGUUUUCCGUCCUUGAUGUCACAACUGAUUCUGUCCAUCUCUAUUGGACUGUCUCCACUGGGAGUUUUGACUCCUUCCUGGUCCAGUACAAGGAUGCAGAUGGCCAACCUCAAGCGUUGCCUGUGGAGGGAGACUCCCGUGAAGUCACUGUGACCAACCUGACUCCUUCACGCAGAUACAAGUUCAACCUCUAUGGAGUCUCUGGACACAAACGCUCCAAGCCACUCUCCACUGAUGCCACCACAGGUCAAGUCUCAGUGGAGCCAAUUCCUGUCCAACCCAGUCUAGGAGAUUUCUCAGUCCUUGAUGUCACGAGUGAUUCUGUCCGACUCCAUUGGACUGUCCCCACUGGGAACUUUGAUUCCUUCCUGAUCCAGUACAAGGAUGCAGAGGGACAACCCCAAGCGUUGCCUGUAGAGGGAGACUCCCGUGAAGUCACAGUGACCAACCUGGCUCCUUCUCGUAGAUACAAGUUCAACCUCUAUGGAGUCUCUGGACACAAGCGCUCCGGGCCCCUUUCCACUGAUGCCACAACAGAGCCCGGGAACGCAGCUUCUUUCCAACCCCACCUGGGAGAACUGUCAGUGCUUGAUGCCACAAGCAAUUCUGUCCGACUCCAUUGGACUGUUUCUACAGGGAGCUUUGACUCCUUCCUGAUCCAGUACAAGGAUGCUGAUGGCCAGCCCCAAGCCCUGCCUGUGGAGGGAGACUCCCGUGAAGUCACUCUGACCAACCUAGUUCCUUCGCGCAGAUACAAAUUCAAUCUCUAUGGAGUCUCAGGGCGCAAACGCUCCAACCCUAUCUCUACUUUUGCCACGACAGUUCCCUUGGUAGAGGAAUCAGUCCCUAUCCAACCAAGCCUAGGAGACUUCACAGUUCUUGAUGUCACAAGUGAUUCUGUCCAUCUCCAUUGGGCUGUCCCCACCGGGAGCUUUGAUUCCUUCCUCAUCCAGUACAAGGAUGCAGAUGGCCAACUCCAAGCAUUGCCUGUGGAGGGAGACUCCCGUGAAGUCACUGUGUCCAACCUGACUCCUUCACACAGAUACAAGUUCAACCUCUAUGGAAUCUCUGGGCGGAAGCGUUCCAGUCCUCUCUCCAUCGAUGCCACCACAGCCCACCUUACAAUCAUAGAAGAUCCAAUUCUUGUGCAACCCAGCCUUAGACACUUCUCUGUACUUGAUGUCACAAGUGAUUCCGUCCAUCUCCAUUGGGCUGUCCCCACCGGGAGCUUUGAUUCCUUCCUCAUCCAGUACAAGGAUGCAGAUGGCCAACUCCAAGCAUUGCCUGUGGAGGGAGACUCCCGUGAAGUCACUGUGUCCAACCUGACUCCUUCACGCAGAUACAAGUUCAACCUCUAUGGAAUUACUGGGCGCAAACGCUCCAGCCCACUCUCCACAGAUGCCACCACAGCCCACCUUACAAUCACAGAAGAUCCAAUUCCUGUGCAACCCAGCCUUAGAGAGUUCUCAGUCCUUGAUGUCACAAGUGAUUCCGUCCAUCUCCAUUGGGCUGUCCCCACCGGGAGCUUUGAUUCCUUCCUCAUCCAGUACAAGGAUGCAGAUGGCCAACUCCAAGCCCUGCCUGUGGAGGGAGACUCCCGUGAAGUCACUGUGUCCAACCUGACUCCUUCACGCAGAUACAAGUUCAACCUCUAUGGAAUUACUGGGCGCAAACGCUCCAGCCCUCUCUCCACGGAUGCCACCACAGCCCACCUUACAAUCAUAGAAGAUCCAAUUCCUGUCCAACCCAGUCUAGGAGAUUUCUCAGUCCUUGAUGUUACCAGUGAUUCUGUCCAUCUCCAUUGGGCCGUCCCGACUGGGAACUUUGAUUCCUUCCUCAUCCAGUACAAGGAUGCAGAUGGCCAACCCCAAGCGUUGCCUGUGGAGGGAGACUCCCGUGAAGUCACUGUGACCAACCUGGUUCCUUCACGCAGAUACAAGUUCAACCUCUAUGGAAUUUCCGGGCGCAAACGCUCCAGCCCUCUCUCCACGGAUGCCACCACAGUGUUAAAGGAGGCUAUUGAUGUCCAACCCAACCUAGGAGAACUGUCAGUCCUGGAUGUCACAAACAAUUCUGUUCGUCUCCAUUGGACCGUCCUGACUGGGAGCUUUGAUUCCUUCCUAGUCCAGUACAAGGAUGCAGAUGGCCAACCACAAGCGUUGCCUGUGGAGGGAGACUCCAAUGAAGUCACUGUGACCAACCUGGUUCCUUCACGCAGAUACAAGUUCAACCUCUAUGGAAUCUCUGGGCGCAAACGCUCCAGGCCCCUCUCCACUGAUGCCACCACAGAGGAGACCAUUUCUAUCCAACCCAGCCUGGGGGAGUUCUCGGUCCUGGAUGUCACAAGCAAUUCUGUCCAUCUCUACUGGACCGUCCCCACAGGAAACUUCGACUCCUUCCUCGUUCAGUACAAGGAUGCAGAUGGCCAACCCCAAGCGUUGCCUGUGGAGGGAGACUCCAAUGAAGUCACUGUGACCAACCUGGUUCCUUCACGCAGAUACAAGUUCAACCUCUAUGGAAUCUCUGGGCGCAAACGCUCCAGGCCCCUCUCCACUGAUGCCACCACAGAGAAGGUGUUGGGAUUCCAGAUGUUUGUUGAGAUGAAGAACCCCAUCUUAGAAAAAGAAAAUAGCUUUAUCAAGCUCUUCUGGGAAAGUGCCUUUGAAUGUUCCUUCUCCAUUUCUAUUAUGAAUGAUGAAAAUGAGGUUCCCUGCACUGGAAAGGAGAAACUGGAAGCUCUUCCUACAUCUGUGUUUGAAAUGGACAUGACUAGCUAUAGUUACAACAUCUACAAUGCCAUAUAA
Molecule: messenger RNA, 5045 nt
Organism: Thamnophis sirtalis
Lineage: Eukaryota; Metazoa; Chordata; Lepidosauria; Squamata; Natricidae
Source: RefSeq, a predicted model, not a curated record